AGCACGAGAAAUUGAAGCUGAAACGUGACUAUUGACGUUUCAUUCGCGAAUUUCGAAUUUUCGAAAUCGAAUCUUGUGUUUCAAAAAUAUAAUUUACCCAUUUUCCUAUACAAUUUGUGCCUGUGAUUUGUGAGAUAUAUUUUUAAACCAUGGCUUUAUCCAUGUUUUUGCGUGCGCCAGCCCGACUAGCGGCCCCCAGUUCAUGCUUCAGCCGAGUGUUCAGCCAGCAGAUGGCGCGUCUGGCCGCGCAGACCGUGCCCCGCUCUAUGUCUGCCUGCCUACCCGCCUCCACCGUCGCCUUGAAGGAUGCUAAGAUGACGCCUAUCUUUGAUGCUAUGCGUUCCUUCAGCACGUCCCCAGCCCGGCUGAGCGAUGAGACGCCGCACGACCACGCCAAGAUGUGGGUCAUUGAGAAGACCACGUCAGCCAUCCUGAUUGUGCUCAUCCCGCUCGCCCUCGCUGUGCCCAACAAGAUCUUAGACUCGGCUAUGGCUAUCCUCAUCACAGCCCAUAGUUUCUGGGGUCUGGAGGCGAUAGCAGUUGAUUACGUGCGCGCGAGCAUUUUCGGGCCGGUCAUUCCCAAAAUUGCCAUCGGACUGGUGUAUGCCAUCUCCAUCGCGACCCUGGGCGGUCUCUUCUACAUCAUCACGCACGAUGUGGGCAUCUCAAACACGAUUAGGAAUUUCUGGGCGAUCAAGUCCGAGCAGAAGGCGUAA
Pectinophora gossypiella (pink bollworm) is the source of this 716-nucleotide messenger RNA. It is a transcript of the gene SdhD, whose product is annotated as succinate dehydrogenase [ubiquinone] cytochrome b small subunit, mitochondrial. The coding region runs from base 150 to 716 and encodes 188 amino acids. Gene Ontology annotation, biological process: tricarboxylic acid cycle; mitochondrial electron transport, succinate to ubiquinone. Gene Ontology annotation, molecular function: heme binding; ubiquinone binding. The record is from RefSeq and is a predicted model, not a curated record. The transcript has 4 exons. Gene Ontology annotation, cellular component: mitochondrial envelope; membrane. Lineage: Eukaryota; Metazoa; Arthropoda; Insecta; Lepidoptera; Gelechiidae.